AUGUCAGUCCACCAAUGUGAUACCGAGACGGCCGCACAGAGGAUCUACGAGGAGCAGUUGCACACCUCCGGACAUCUGGACGAUUCGAUGGACGAAUGUAGCGACCGAAUGGACAAGACAAGCAGCUCCUCUAUAACCCAGAAGAAGGGCUAUGCCAAGACGAGGAUGUCCACUUUCUGCCACAAGUUCGUCAAGCCAGCGUUUCCGGAAGCCAUCACAGACAUCAAGAUAUUGCAUGGCAUGACAGCGCUCGAGAGGCGCGUCAAGAAUGAGAUCAACGAUGCAGGCCUCUGCCCUGAAGUCGCCAAGAUGGCGCAGGUUCGGCGUGGUCUGGAGCUCUGUCCUGAGGAGCGUGCAUUCCUUGUGAAGCGAAAGCAGCAUGUUCGAGACCAUUUUGCGAAAUAUCUUGGACUCAAUCCGCAAGAAGUACAUCCAGACGAUGUACCAAGAAUCUCGUUUGGUGGCAGCGGUGGAGGCUUCCGAGCCAUGAUAGGUGUGCUGAGCUAUGCAGACGAGAUGAAAGCAGCCGGGCCGUUGGAUUGCCUGACCUAUGUUUACCUUAGGUGUUCACAACAGGAUGGAUCUUCUUCCAGGACGACCCAGCUACACAUCCAGGUGGUUCUGCUCAUAAUGAAGUUGCUGGAUUUCAGACCUCCUGGCACAAGUUCUCUUCUGCGAGAGAGCUUGGUUCCGACCUGGGCUUUCGGCAGACCUUUCGAGCAUGGUAGAUCUACCAUGCAACUCCCGGAGCAGUCACUCGCGCUCCUUCUCGGCCUAGCGACGAAUGCACCAGCCGGUCCGCGGACUUCUUACAUCUUUACCAUCAGCCGCAAUCUGCCAGUGGGCUUUCUCGGGAGUUCAGUCCACACGCUCGCUCACGGACUUACUAGACUCUGGGGUAAAGAAGGUACCGAAGAGUUCCAGAACCACCACCCGCUCCACGCUUGUAACGAGCACAAUUUCAUGUACCACUACACGCCCGUCAAACCCGACGCGCACCGUGCUCCGGGUCUGGAGAACUCUCCGCGAAUCCACCUUAUCGACUCCGGCAUGGACAAUAAUUGCCCAACCGUGGUCCUUCUCCAUCCACAACGCAAAUGCGAUGUCAUGAUCAACAUGGACGCUUCCUCAGACGUGCAGAAAGACACUUUUCGAGAACGUGUGGACCAGAUCAAGGCGAGGCUUGACAUUUACGAAACGCCACGACAUGUCUCCAGGCGAUGA
Molecule: messenger RNA, 1224 nt
Organism: Zymoseptoria tritici IPO323
Lineage: Eukaryota; Fungi; Ascomycota; Dothideomycetes; Mycosphaerellales; Mycosphaerellaceae
Exons: 3
Coding region: 1-1224 (407 amino acids)
Biological process (GO): glycerophospholipid catabolic process
Cellular component (GO): cytosol
Molecular function (GO): A2-type glycerophospholipase activity
Source: RefSeq, a predicted model, not a curated record